Molecule: messenger RNA, 2052 nt
Organism: Aspergillus homomorphus CBS 101889
Lineage: Eukaryota; Fungi; Ascomycota; Eurotiomycetes; Eurotiales; Aspergillaceae
Gene: bna4
Product: kynurenine 3-monooxygenase
Exons: 3
Coding region: 201-1757 (518 amino acids)
Biological process (GO): NAD+ metabolic process; quinolinate biosynthetic process; L-tryptophan catabolic process
Cellular component (GO): mitochondrial outer membrane
Molecular function (GO): kynurenine 3-monooxygenase activity; NAD(P)H oxidase H2O2-forming activity; FAD binding
Source: RefSeq, a predicted model, not a curated record
CAUCCAUCGCCCAGCCAGUCCAGAUAGCAAUUUGUAGUCUUUUGUAUCACUCAAAGACUGUUGCGAUCAAGGCCAAGAGCUGCAAGGCACAGACUGACUGACAGGACGAACGAUAGUUUGAAGAUAUACACUCUCGUUUUUUGCUUCAAGUGACUGACUCCUCCUUUCUCCGUGCUCGUUGAUCGUCACUCUGCCCCGCCAUGGCACAUUCCACACCAGCCAAGCAAAAGGUUGUCAUUGUGGGCGCUGGCCCGGUGGGGUCCCUUGCGGCGCUCUAUGCAGCUGCCAGAGGCGAUGAAGUCGAAGUAUACGAGCUGCGCGGAGAUCUGCGCGAUCCGGCUACCAUCCCAUUAAACUUCACCAAGUCAAUCAACCUGGCGUUGUCCGAGCGAGGCAUCACCGCCAUGAAACAGUCGAACCGCGACGAGCUCACCAGCCGGAUCCUCGCAGACUCAAUCCCCAUGGAAGGACGAAUGAUCCACGGCCGGACAGACGGCAAGCUGUGGGAAGCUGCUCAAGCAUACGACGUUCACGGCCGUGCCAUCAACGCCGUCGACCGCGGCACACUCAACAACGCCUUCCUCGACGAGCUCGAGAAGAUCCCGAACGUCAAACUUUUCUUCAACCACAAGCUCGUCGGAGCAGAGUUCCGCUCCAACCGCGCCUGGUUCGAGCGCCGUGACCCGGGGAGCAGCCCUUACGACAAAGCAGCCGAGGUGGAGGUGACGUUCGACCUCCUCAUCGGCGCAGACGGCGCGCACUCGGCCUCGCGCUACCACAUGAUGAAGUACGCCCGCGUCGACUACCAACAGGAAUACAUCGACACGCUGUGGUGCGAGUUCCGCAUCCCACCGUCCCCGGCAACCAACGACUUCCUGAUCUCCCCGAACCACCUCCACAUCUGGCCCGGCAAGGAAUUCAUGUUCAUCGCGAUCCCCUCAGCGGACAAAUCGUUCACCUGCACGCUCUUCGCUCCUGCAUACCACUACGAGACGCUCUCGACGCAGCCCCGACAAGCGCUCCUCGAGUUCUUCGACACCAAUUUUCCCGGCGUGUGCCCGGACCUCAUCAGCCCGGAGGCUCUGCACGAACAAUUCACCAACAACCAGCACCUACCCCUCAUCAGCAUCAAGUGCAAGCCCCACCACUACGACGCCAGCGUUGUCAUCGUUGGCGACGCCGCCCACGCCGUGCUGCCGUUCUACGGCCAAGGUCUGAACGCAGGGCUAGAGGACAUCCGGACGUUGUUCGACAUCCUGGACCGGCACGGGGUGUACGACAACGCAGCAGGGAACCACGACGGCUCUGCUGACGUUGGCUCGCAGGAGCAGCAGCGCCGGCGCGAGGCCCGCGGGCGCGCGUUGCAGGCGUACACGGACCAGCGCGCGGCCGACACGCACGCCAUCAACGACCUGUCCAAGCAGAACUUCCUCGAGAUGCGGUGGGGCGUCAAGUCGCCGCUGUACCGGCUGCGCAAGUCGGUCGAGGAGACGCUGGUCCGCUACGUGCCGGGCCUGGGCUGGCAGACCCAGUACACCCGCGUCAGCUUCAGCAAUCAGCGGUACUCCGAGGUGGUCCAGGCCGUGCGCAGGCAGGGCCAGCUGCUGGGGCUUGGGCUCGGCGCGGCGGCGCUGGUGGUCAGCCUGGCGACGGGUCUGCUGGUCUUCAGGAGGCGGGCGACGGCGCCAGUCUGGCCGUGGACGGUGCUACGGAACGUCUGGCGCGAGGCGAGGAGGGCCUGGAGAGGGUUGCUCUGAUCGUCGGGCAGCCCGCUUCGUCAGAUUUUCCCACGCUAUCGGCGGAAUUUCGGUUGCCGUGAUUUGUAACAUCAUUUUCAUUCUCCCCCCCCCCGGCAUUAGAUGGUUAUUAUCUAGAGGUCUACCACUUAUACUUGCCAUGACGAAUCCGACGAACCCUUCUCAUCUGCAUAGAGUUAUUUUAUUGCGUACUGUUUCAAGUUCGGUGCAGGUGUCGACUCGACUUGACGCAGACGCUAGAAUACCUGGUAUCCAACAGUUAGAUGCACAAAGAAGGACCACCACCCUGUCUCUU